This is a messenger RNA of Arabis nemorensis, 1245 nucleotides long. Lineage: Eukaryota; Viridiplantae; Streptophyta; Magnoliopsida; Brassicales; Brassicaceae. The record is from the annotation of a GenBank genome assembly.
AUGAAUCGUCGUAAUCGCGGCUCUUCUUCUUCCUCUGCUGAUGCUUCUAGGGUUUCGAAAAGUUAUGGGAGUCGUCAAACCUCUGAUAACCCGAUAAAUAUCACGACGACCGGAUCCGGCGGCGGAGCCAGCGAUUCCUUUCGGAGAAGAUCCGAUUUGCAACAUAAACGAAACAGUGGUAAAGACGAAGCAGAUAUUAAGGACGCAGAUCCUGCUGACGUUUCCUUCAUCGUCGGGACUUGCUCUUCCAUGUGUCCAGAGCGCGAAAGAGUCACGAGAGAACGCCUACGUGAUCUCGCAAUUCUUGAGAGGCUUAAUGGAAAUCCCAAAAAAUCAUCUAUAGAUCUAGCUGUUAAAAAGUUUUGCAGAACCCUUUCAGGGGCGGAUGUUCAGGCAUCGGAUGUAAGACCGCUCCCGGUUUUAGAAGAAACCUUGAGAUACCUUCUAAGUUUGCUGGACUCCAGGGAGCACCCGUUUGAAGUGGUUCAUGAUUUUAUUUUCGACAGGACAAGGUCUAUUAGACAAGAUCUUAGCAUCCAGAAUUUAGCCAAUGAGAGAGUGAUCCACCUUUACGAGGAAAUCGUUAAAUUCCAUGUCAUAUCUCGCCAGAGGCUUCAGAGUUGUAGUGGUACAAGUAUUAGCUCAAUGCAUCACUUGAACAUGGAGCAGCUUGCCAAGACUCUUGCCUCUUUGUAUAAUAUUUAUGAUGCAAAUAGGAAACCGGAUUACAUCCACGAAAAUGAAGCCGAGUUCCGUUCACUCUAUGUGCUGCUUCAUCUCAAUCCCAGUAUUGCAGUGAUGGGGGAACCACUGUCUUUGUGGUUUCGCAAGUUGACUUCUGCUUUAAUAAAAUCCAAGGAAAUGUGUUUUGUACGAAACCUUUUAAGAUCAUAUCGGAUUGGUAAUUACAAUAAUUUUCUAAGAACAACGGCUUCUGAAGCGACAUUCUUGCAGUAUUGCAUUAGUGAACCCCAUAUUAAAGAGAUGCGAUCAUUCGCUGUGCAAUGCAUAAACAAUGUUUGCUACAAGCUUCAACCCUAUCCUCUCCUACGGCUAUCUCAGAACCUGAUGAUGAAGGAGUUGGAUUUGGAAUCUUUAUGCCAUGAGUGUGGUCUUGAGACAUGUACUGAUUCUGAUGGGUGCACUGCGUUGCCUGCGAAGCAACCAACAUUUCUUAGUCCAGUGGAAGGUUUCAAAGUUUAUGACUUGCUUGGAAUUGACCGAAUUAUCAAGAGAGAGAUUUGA